Messenger RNA from Hippocampus zosterae (dwarf seahorse), 7109 nucleotides. RefSeq names its product PTPRF interacting protein alpha 3 (gene ppfia3). Bases 359 to 4054 code for a protein of 1231 amino acids. Lineage: Eukaryota; Metazoa; Chordata; Actinopteri; Syngnathiformes; Syngnathidae. The transcript is spliced from 31 exons. The record is from RefSeq and is a predicted model, not a curated record. Gene Ontology annotation, cellular component: presynaptic active zone. Gene Ontology annotation, molecular function: protein binding. Gene Ontology annotation, biological process: synapse organization.
UUGCGACAUCAGCUCCGGAUGUAGCCUUGGCGCAGAGCGUCCGCCUUCACACAGCUCCCGGGUACCGUCGCUCCCAUCUCGGAGGAAGGAGAUGUGGAUGUGGAGCUGGCUGCUCAGUAACCUCACCGGGCUGGAACCGUGGUCAACUGGCUGCUACUUCGCCACCGGUCAAGCUAGAGGCGGGAGGGCCUCCUUUUGUCCCUGUCCUCGCUGGACCAUGACACGGGUUUCUCUGUGACCUUGCUGAAAAACCUGGGCCGGGGGUCCGAGGCCUUCCUCCCCCCGUACCUUACCCUCUACCCACCCGGAUCACCUCUCCCCUUCCUCCCUCCCAAGCAAACGCUAGACAGGCCUCAAGAUGAUGUGUGAGGUGAUGCCCACGAUCUCAGAAGACGGCCGCGGCGGAGGUGGCGGUGGCUCGUCCUCGCCGGCGGGAUCCGGCAGUGGACUUGGCGGAGGUAUCGGAGGUGGCAUGGGCAGCUAUGCUAGCCGGGAUCCCCGCGGCAACAGUGGUGACGAAGGGGGCAGCACGGGCAACCUGGAGUCGUUGAUGGUCAAUAUGCUGACGGAGCGAGAGAGGCUGUUGGAGAGUCUGAGGGAGACCCAAGACAGUCUGGGAACGGCUCACCUGCGACUACGAGAGCUUGGACACGAGAAGGAGUCACUACAGAGGCAGCUUUCCAUCGCGCUGCCACAGGAAUUUGCAGUCCUGACCAAAGAGCUGAACCUGUGCCGGGAGCAGCUGCUGGAACGGGAGGAGGAGAUUGCAGAGCUCAAGGCCGAGCGCAACAACACACGACUGCUUCUGGAGCACCUGGAGUGUUUGGUGUCGCGUCACGAGCGCAGCCUGAGGAUGACGGUGGUGAAGCGUCAGGCUCAGUCGCCCGCGGGGGUCUCCAGUGAGGUGGAGGUCCUCAAGGCUCUCAAGUCCCUGUUUGAGCACCACAAGGCCCUGGAUGAAAAGGUCCGCGAGAGGCUGCGCGUGGCCCUGGAGCGAGUGGCCACGCUGGAGGAUGAGCUGCAGUCGUCCUCACAGGAAGUGGUCUCUCUACGCGAGCAAAUCAAACGACGACAGCAGGGACUUGACAAAGAGCGGCUUCCCAACGGGCCGUCGUCCAUCUUGGAUGAUGGCGAGGUGGACCGGCAGCGCGAGGGGGAGAUUGAACGACAGCGAUCUGAGUUGGGGCAGCUCAAGGAGAGGCUGGCGCUCAUGUGCAGACAGGUUGGCGAGAUUGAGGAGCAGCUGACAUCUGCCAGGAGAGAACUGACGCGAUCUGAGGAAGCCAACCACAAACUGCAACGAGACGUCAAGGAGGCUCUAUGUCAGAGAGAAGACAUGGAGGAGAGAAUCACCACUCUAGAGCGCAGGUACCUGAGCGCCCAGCGGGAGGCGACGUCUCUCCACGACAUAAAAGACAAGCUGGAGAACGAGCUGGCCAGCAAAGAGUCUCUCCACCGCCAGAGUGAAGAGAAGAACCGUCAGCUUCAGGAUCGGCUCGACGACGCCAAGCAGAAGCUGCAGCAAACCCUACAGAGGGCCGAGACGCUGCCCGAGAUCGAAGCGCAGCUGGCGCAGAGGGUAGCCGCCCUCAACAAGGCCGAGGAGCGCCACGGCAACUUCGAGGAGCGACUACGGCAGAUGGAGGCGCAACUGGAGGAGAAGAACCAGGAGCUGCAGAGGGCCAGGCAGCGGGAGAGGAUGAACGACGAACACAAUAAACGUCUCUCGGACACGGUGGACAAGCUGCUGUCCGAGUCCAACGAGAGACUGCAGCUGCACCUCAAGGAGAGGAUGGCAGCCCUGGAGGAGAAGAACACACUUUCUGAGGAGCUGUCCAACAUGAAAAAAAUUCAGGACGACCUUCUAGCAAACAAGGACCAGCUCAUUGCAGAGCUAGAGCGCCUUCAACUUGAACUCGAUCAGCUGAGAGCCCGGCCCGGAGGCUCUUAUUCCAGUCGAUCUUUGCCCGGCAGCGCUCUGGAGCUGAGGUACUCCCACGGUGGCGGCUCCCUCCCCAUGGGCUCCACCACUCACCUGGACACCUUCGGGAACACCUCCCUGGGUGGCAGGCGAAGCCUUCGAGCCCGAUGGAGUUCGGCCAGGGAGGACUCCACCAAGUACACAGACUGGGACACGGGGGCGCUGCUGGGUUCCAGCUACGACCAUGGCGUAGACGUGGUGUGCUCGGACGACGAGGAUGACGGAGACCAUCGCUUCGGGUCCGAGCUGUUGUCACCCAGCGGGCAGACGGACGUUCAGACGCUGGCCAUCAUGCUGCAGGAACAGCUGGAGGCCAUUAACAAGGAGAUCAAGCUGAUCCAGGAGGAGAAGGAGAACACGGAGCUGCGGGCUGAGGAGAUUGAGAGCCGCGUCAGUAGCGUGGCUCUGGACAGUCCACCCAUCCCGCCGUCCUCACUGGGGAGGGACGGCACAGGGCGUGGCUUCAUCCCAUCCUCCAUCACCUCCUCCACCCUGGCCUCGCCAUCGCCGCCCAGCUCGGGACACUCCACCCCGCGUCUGCCCCACUCGCCGGCCCGUGAGAACGACAGACAGAACAACAGAGAUGACGAGCGCUCCCUGGCCCUCCUCGACUCCACACCCCCGCCCACGCCGCGGGCCCUGCGCCUGGAUAGGAUGACCCUCACCCACCCAGGGGCCCUGCUGGACGACCCCCGCGAGUUCCGCAGCCUGUCAGCAGAUGGCAGCAGCUCCAACAGCAGCCAGGACUCCCUGCACAAGUCCAGCAAGAAGAAGAGCAUCAAGUCGUCUAUCGGACGACUCUUUGGGAAGAAAGAGAAGGGCAGGAUGGGACAGCCGGGACGGGACGGCUCUGCCUCACUUGCAUCAACGCCUUCUGAAGACCUGGCCUCCGGAGACGUCAUGGGCAUGAACAAAACUGGUACUUUGGGGCCAGCAGACAAAGACCGGCGCAGCAAGAAAAAGCACGAGCUUUUAGAAGAAGCGUGUCGCCAAGGUUUGCCCUUCGCAUCCUGGGAUGGUCCCACUGUCGUGUCAUGGCUGGAGCUGUGGGUGGGCAUGCCCGCCUGGUACGUGGCGGCCUGCCGGGCCAACGUGAAGAGCGGCGCCAUCAUGGCCAACUUGUCGGACACGGAGAUCCAGCGUGAGAUCGGCAUCAGCAACCCGCUGCACCGACUUAAGCUUAGGCUUGCCAUCCAGGAGAUGGUUUCCCUCACCAGCCCCUCGGCCCCUGCCAGCACUCGCUCGUCGACCAGUAACGUUUGGAUGACCCAUGCCGAGAUGGAGUCCUUGAACGCAGCAAUCAAGCCGCCGGAGCUGAAGGAAUUCAGCUGGGACCAGAUCCUGGCUUACGGCGACAUGAAUCACGAGUGGGUAGGCAACGAUUGGCUGCCUAGCCUGGGCCUGCCACAGUACCGCAGCUACUUCAUGGAGUCACUGGUGGACGCCCGCAUGCUGGACCACCUGACCAAGAAGGAGCUGAGAGGGCAACUCAAGAUGGUGGACAGCUUCCACAGGGUGAGUUUGCAUUAUGGCAUCAUGUGCCUGAAGCGCCUCAACUAUGACCGCAAGGAGCUGGAGAGGCGGCGGGAGGACAGCGCGCACCACAACAAAGAUGUGAUGGUUUGGUCCAACGAGCGCGUGAUGUGCUGGGUGCAGACGCUGGGUCUGAAAGAGUACGCCGACAACCUUCGCGAGAGCGGCGUCCACGGCUCCCUGCUGGCCCUCGACGACACCUUCGACUACACUGACCUGGCGCUGCUGCUGCAGAUACCCAAUCAGAACACGCAGGCCCGCCAGCUCCUGGAGCAGGAGUACAAUUCCCUCAUCUCCAUGGGAACCGAGAGGCGGCCCGAUGAGGACGGCACCAAGACAUUCACGCGCUCUCCAUCGUGGCGUAAGAUGUUCCGCGAGAAGGACCUCCGGGGCGUCACCUCAGACUCGGCCGAGACCUUGCCUGCUAACUUCCGUGCCUCUGCCAUCGCCACGCCCUCCGUCACCCUCAGGAAGGUCCAAAGUGAUGCCAGCUCCAGUGCCCGGGGUGAAUCCGCCUCCGUGAGGACGUAUUCGUGUUGAGGGGGCGAUCGAGGGGCCUCCGAUCACACUGGGAACCUCCGACUCACUGAAGAAUGACUCGAAAGAAGGACUCCCACACAAUACACUCAACUUCAGGCUAGUUGUGCAUUUUGCAGUAACAGGAUCCGAAUGAAAGUGACCUAAUGAUUCCUCAAUGUUCCUCUCAAAGCAGGAAGCCUAAAUUCUCUCUCUCUGUGGCCCCUUUUUGUUUGAAUCAUUGUUCUACAGAGUGAGUUACAAUGCCUUUGUUGCCGUCAAGAGCGGGGGGGUGGGGGAGGGGGUGUCUGAGCAUCCCCUAAUUGAUGUGGUCAGUAAACAUGUCAAGCAUUGAGCUGCAGACCACGUCACAGCCACGCUGCUCUUCUGCAUCCUUUUGUCUCGAACACCUUGAAAGCUGAUCCAUCCUCCUUUGAAGGCAUCCCAUAAUAAUAGACUUGAAAGGCUCCGAGUGAGGGAGGGGUCCAUUCACACAGACAUCGGGUUCUACUGUUUCAUGACUCUUCCGUGCAGAGAGGCCAAUGUAGAAGCCAGGAUUUCUCAACCUGAGCCUUUUACACUGAUCAUAGCACAGUGGAAUGCUGGCGAUUCACACAGUCGAUAGCUUUUGCAGGGAGUAGCCUUGUCAACCUGGGUUUUUCAGAGUACUGUAUGAAAGGUACUGAAGACAACCCGGCAAUUUCACGAGCGUCUAUGUGAAAGCGGAAAGUAGAAAACUGACGCAGCAGGAGUAGAUUAAACAUUAAGCCACCUGUGCCUUUUACAGAGUCCGUAUGAUGAAAAAGCUCACCCAUCAAAAUUGUCUUUUCCCCGUAUCGGUGUUCUGCGUGAAAGGGAUCCAUCCUCCGAGGUAGGUUCAGAGGUGGGACAUAGAUACGGAUAUGUGAAAGGGAAAGUUGGAAUCGGGUUGUGAAGAUAUCAUCUGAUUGUGGAAUGCUGUUGCCGUGUGAAAGCAAUCACAAUCAUAAAAAUUAUUGUUACUUGGUUUUAUGUGGGAACUCUCUGUGAAAACGGGCUUUUUUGUUUGUCUUCAAAAAAGUCAUUAGCCCCUUUCACACAGACAUCUGUAAAAUCAGGGAGGGUAUCGGUCUUCGCUAAGUAGAUCCGACAUUUGUCCACCUGUGACCUGCACGCACACCAGAUCAGACAUUUAAAUUUAAUCAUCUAUCUCAGUGGUCCCCAAUCUUUUUUUUUUGUGUCACGGAUCGGUUGAGACAAUACAAUACAUGCUGAUUUAUAUAGAAGUAACUGCUGUUUGCGGACUGGCAACCAUUUUUUUUUUCAUCGCUUUCAAAUUACUAGUUUUGAAGCACUGCUGCUGACAGCAGAUAAUUAUAGAGUAAUUCAACAUUUUAUUAACGUUCAUUCCUUUCAAACAGUUAUUCUACUGCACAGCAAAUGUAGAAUAAAAUAAACGUAAGACAGCGAACUACUGAGUACUGUAAUGGACCAGAUAGAAAUAAUAAACACGUCUUAUAAUCUCAACAAUCAUUUUUGAAGUUGCGAUUUUACAUACGGCGUUAGCAUCAUUGCUACUUGCAAAAGAUGACAGGAUUGAUUGCUGCUUUCAUCUGCUGGCUGCCGGCUAGUUAUUAGCGACUAAACCGCUAAUGUUUACGUGGGCGGGCUGUGCAAACGCUGCUCAUAUUUGUUCAUGCUUUCCACUUGAUAACUUGGUUGCUACUUGUUCAAAGAGGAACUUCAAAAUAGCUUCAUCUUCUGAAGUAAUGGCUGUCCAUCAGCUGCGCGUUUCGUCAAUUUAUUACCGUAACUUUCUGUUUACUGCCUCUUUCCAACCACGGUUAAAAGAAACACUACGAUUGGCAAGAGUCACGCACAUUUCCCACGUCACGUUCGAUGGAGUGAAUUUGCCCACAGCUCGCAGGUUUGUUUUUGUGCGGUCCGAGGCACAGUACCUGGCCUCGGACCGUGGUUGGAGACCAUUGAUCUCUGAUGGAAUGCGGGGUCUCCUUGUGAAAGUGCACACAGUGGCUAAUAAUCAAUCAUUUUGUUCUGAGUAAAAGGCAAAGAAAAAGACCAGAUUAUACAGCUGUCAUGAGAAGUUUGUGAAAUGUCUGUAUGAAGAGCGCACACCAUGUGGACAAUCAAUCAAUUCAUCCAUAAACUAGUCUGCAUUAUUCUUCCAAGUGAGGCAUUUUGGGCGAUUGUAUGCAUCCACAUUUACGGGAACCGUUGCACGUCAACUCAAAAGUGUUUGGGGGGUUUUCGGCAAGUUGUUGAAAGUGGACUCCUCUGUUGAGAUCUUUGGGGAAACGUGACGGUGAAAGAUGAAUCACGGGCGGGGCCACAGAGAGACUAAACAGAUUCAAAGAAAGUGAACAGACAUACGAAAAGGGACAGGCACAAGCUGCUCAUUUUACACACACACACACACACACACACAUAGAAGCCAUAAGAGAACUCUCGGGAAGGGGUGAGUAAAAGAAGUGACUAGGAAGCCCAGGAAACAAAACCUUUAGCCUCCGUGUUUACGAUGCAUGUCUUUAAAAAGAAAACAACAAGGGGAAAAAAAACAAGAUGAGAUAUUUUUGUUUUUUUUGCCCUUAACAGUGACAAUAACAAGGUGUGGUUCAAAAUGAAAAAAAAAAAAGAUCUAAAAAAAAUCUAUAUGUAUGAUACAUCAACAAUGGGGUUUGGGGGGUCAAUUUGUAAAAUGUGUGAAUUUUUUUUCAGUUGUAUUUUUGAUUUUUUUACGAUGACUAUUUAUUUUUCUUUAAGGUAUGUAUUGGAUAAAUGUAUGUAUAUGUACGUCCUUGUUGCUGCUCUCUAAUUAACGCUCAUUCAUUUUGGAGCUAGGCCGAAUGGUUGCGAGUCCCAUCGGAAGGCGACCGUUCCGCUCACUAGCGCUGCUGUUACGUGUCCAUUUUGACGACAGGUCAUGCAAUGAUUGCAGAUUUCCAUGAUUAAAAAAUGAUCGUAAAACCAAACUGAAGAUAUCCUAUAUGGAAAAUGAACAAAUAUGAUGAAAAUGGUAAUGUAAAAAAAAAACAAAAAAAAGAAUAAAGCAAUCCUGUGUGGAUCUGCUCAUCAUAGUAAA